UCCGCGUGGCGGGCGGAGCUGCCGCCUCUCGCUCCCGCCGCCUCGCCGCCUCUUGCCGCACCUCUCCCGCCAUGAGCGCGCUCCUGCCGCGCUUCCUGCGCCGGCUCCGCUGCCCGCUGCAGCCCGCGGGCCCGCCGCGCCGCCUCCGAGUGCCCAGUCGCGCCCGCUGCAACGGCGGCGGCGGGUACGGCGGGGUCGAGGGCCUGCUCGGGCAGCGGCGGCAGCGGCGCCAGCAGAACGCCCAGGCCGGCUGCAGCCACGGCCCCGGCAGCCGGGCGUCCCCGGCGCGGAACUCGUUCGUCAGAGAAGUCAUUCAGAAUUCUAAAGAAGUUCUGCGUUUGUUACAAGAGAAAAACCCCGCCUUUAAGCCGGUUCUUGCUAUCAUUCAGGCAGGUGAUGAUAACUCGAUGCAGGAAGUAAACCAGAAUUUGGCAGAGGAGGCUGGCCUGGACAUCACUCACAUUUUCCUUCCCCUGGAGAGCGGCGAGGACGAGAUUAUAGAUGAAAUCUUGAAGAUUAAUGAAGACACCAGAGUACACGGCCUUGCUCUUCAGAUCUCAGAGAACUUGUUUAGCAACAAAGUCCUCAAUGCCCUGAAGCCAGAAAAAGAUGUGGAUGGGGUGACAGAUGUGAAUCUGGGGAGGCUGGUGCGUGGGGACGCCCAUGAAUGUUUCGUGUCACCUGUGGCCAGGGCUGUCAUUGAACUUCUUGAAAAGUCAGGUGUCAACCUAGAUGGAAAGAAGAUCUUGGUGGUAGGAGCCCACGGGUCCUUGGAAGCCACCCUGCAAUGCCUGUUCCAGAGGAAAGGGUCCAUGACGAUGAGCUCCCAGUGGAAAGCCCCUCAGCUUCAAAGCAAGCUCCGUGAGGCUGACGUGGUGGUGUUAGGCUCACCCAGGCCGGAAGAAGUUCCCCUUUCUUGGAUACAGCCAGGAACUACUGUUCUCAACUGCUCCCAUGACUUGCUAUCAGGGAAGCUUGGCUGCGGUUCUCUGGGCGAACACGGUGGUCCCAUCACAGAAAAUGACGUGAGCCUCCUCGCUGCGGCCCUGCGGAUCCAGAACAUGGUCGUCAGCAGCCGGCGAUGGCUUCGUGAACAGCAGUACACAAGGUGGAGGCUUCACUGCUUGAAACUCCAGCCCCUGUCCCCAGUCCCAAGCGAUAUUGAGAUUUCAAGAGCACAGACUCCAAAAUCUGUGGAUGUCCUUGCCAAAGAGAUAGGAUUGCUCGCAGAGGAAAUUGAAAUCUAUGGCAGAAGCAAAGCCAAAGUACGUUUGUCCCUGCUGGAGAGGCUAAAGGAUCAAGCAGAUGGAAAAUACGUCCUAGUUGCUGGGAUCACGCCCACCCCUCUCGGCGAAGGGAAAAGCACGGUUACAAUUGGGCUCGUGCAGGCCCUGACCGCGCACCUGAACAUCAACUCCUUCGCCUGUCUGAGGCAGCCUUCUCAGGGGCCAACUUUCGGAGUUAAAGGAGGAGCUGCGGGCGGUGGCUAUGCCCAGGUCAUUCCCAUGGAGGAGUUCAACCUUCACUUGACUGGGGAUAUCCAUGCCAUCACCGCUGCCAACAACUUGCUGGCGGCUGCCAUCGACACGAGGAUUUUGCAUGAAAACACUCAGACUGAUAAGGCCCUGUAUAAUCGCCUGGUUCCUUUAGUGAAUGGAGUUCGAGAAUUUUCAGACAUUCAACUCGCUCGACUGAAAAAACUGGGGAUAAACAAGACCGAUCCAGGUGCACUGACGGAAGAGGAAAUAAGUAAAUUCGCCCGACUGGACAUCGACCCCUCCACCAUCACGUGGCAGAGAGUACUGGAUACGAAUGACCGAUUUCUACGAAAAAUAACGAUCGGGCAGGCAAACACAGAGAAGGGCUGUUCCCGGCAGGCACAGUUUGACAUCGCGGUGGCCAGCGAGAUCAUGGCGGUGCUGGCCCUGACCGACAGCCUCAAGGACAUGAAGGAGCGCCUGGGGAGAAUGGUGGUGGCCAGUGACAAAAACGGGCAUCCUGUAACGGCAGAAGAUUUGGGGGUGACAGGUGCUUUGACAGUUUUGAUGAAAGAUGCAAUAAAACCAAAUCUGAUGCAGACCCUGGAAGGGACGCCUGUGUUCGUACACGCUGGCCCCUUUGCCAACAUCGCCCAUGGCAACUCUUCCGUGUUGGCCGAUAAAAUUGCCCUGAAACUGGUGGGCGAAGAAGGAUUUGUAGUGACUGAAGCUGGCUUUGGCGCUGACAUUGGCAUGGAGAAAUUCUUCAACAUCAAGUGUCGGGCCUCCGGUUUGGUGCCCAACGUCGUGGUGCUGGUGGCCACCGUGCGCGCUCUGAAGAUGCACGGGGGCGGGCCGAGUGUCACUGCUGGUAUUCCGCUUAAGAGAGAAUACACAGAGGAGAGCAUCCAGCUGGUGGCAGACGGCUGCUGUAACCUCCAGAAGCAAAUUCAGAUCGCUCAGCUCUUUGGGGUCCCUGUUGUCGUGGCUCUGAAUGUCUUCAAGACCGACACCCAGGCUGAGAUUGACUUGGUGUGUGAGCUCGCAAAGCGGGCUGGCGCCUUUGAUGCGGUCCCCUGCUAUCACUGGUCGGUUGGCGGAAAGGGCUCGGUGGACCUGGCGUGGGCCGUGAGAGAAGCUGCAAGUAAAGGGAGUCGUUUCCGGUUCCUGUAUGACGUCCAGCUUCCCAUUGUGGAAAAGAUAAGAACCAUUGCCCAGGCUGUCUACGGGGCCAGGGACAUCGAGCUCUCUCCCGAGGCACAAUCCAAAAUUGACCGUUACACGCAGCAGGGUUUUGGAAAUUUGCCCAUCUGCAUGGCAAAGACCCACCUUUCUCUCUCUCACCAACCCGACAAGAAAGGUGUGCCCCGGGAUUUCAUUUUACCCAUCAGCGAUGUCCGGGCCAGCAUAGGCGCUGGGUUCAUUUACCCUCUGGUUGGAACGAUGAGCACCAUGCCUGGACUGCCCACGCGGCCCUGCUUUUACGACAUCGACCUCGACACGGAGACGGAGCAAGUGAGGGGCUUGUUCUGAAUCAGCGAGGCUUUCACGGGCCCGAGUCAGACUCCUGAAACUCAAACUACCCCUUGCCUUUUGGCCUCAGUUGGAGAAGAAAGUGAAUUUGAAAUACACCCGUUACGCAAUGCUGGAGAAAUGAUGGAAUAGGCCAAAGAUUUCUUCCUUCAGGACAGAUUCUGUUUGCAGCCGAGCAUAGUGUUCAGUCAACGGACCUCCACCAAGUUUGAAAGAAACUAAUUUAUUUUCAGUUUCUGCAGAGUUUACAUUAUUCCCCACUGCUUACACUUAAGAGUGUUUAUUGUAUGGGGACCAUGCAAUUAAAAGCGUUUGAACCGAAAGGUAACGUUUCCUCA
This is a messenger RNA of Artibeus jamaicensis (Jamaican fruit-eating bat), 3349 nucleotides long. RefSeq names its product methylenetetrahydrofolate dehydrogenase (NADP+ dependent) 1 like (gene MTHFD1L). The coding region runs from base 72 to 3011 and encodes 979 amino acids. NCBI's taxonomy places the organism in Eukaryota, Metazoa, Chordata, Mammalia, Chiroptera, Phyllostomidae. Gene Ontology annotation, molecular function: formate-tetrahydrofolate ligase activity; ATP binding; methylenetetrahydrofolate dehydrogenase (NADP+) activity. The record is from RefSeq and is a predicted model, not a curated record. The transcript is spliced from 28 exons. Gene Ontology annotation, cellular component: mitochondrion; cytosol. Gene Ontology annotation, biological process: tetrahydrofolate interconversion.